AUUUUAUUAUAGUGUUUAUUAAAUUUUUGUUUGGGAGUAAAAAAGCUUGAAUUUAAUUAAUACAAGGUUUCUCUGGGUUUUCACAAAUAUUAAAAAUACAGAUAGGUAGCCAGUUAGGUAUAAUUUUUUUACAUUUCUGAGUAUGGGAAAAAUUUCCAGAUUAUUUCAAAGAUUUUUGAUAAAUACAUUUGAUGGGAAUUGAUGACUGAGACAGCUACGCAAUGUCUAUAAGAUAUAUGAGGAAGCAUAUUUAUUAUUUGAAAAUAAAAUGUACCUACUUAGGUAUAGGUACGUUUUACUGUAUCUAAAAUUGGUGUGAAAUAUUAUUAUUUGAAUUUUUAUUCAAUAAAAAGUAAACGUUAGAGAGAUUUUUUAUAAUUAUAUUAAUUUUAAAAACCAUGAAAUAUUAUAUAAUAUAUCAUGGUGUACCAAUGUACCAUUUAUAUCAAAAUAAGUUAUGGAGGGGUUAAAUGUAAAAAUACAAAUUUAAUUUUAGAUUGUUAGUGGUCUGCCCACAUUAAGCCCACACAUGCCUCAUUGGCUAUUGCAGCAUUGCCUCUUAUGACUUAUUGAGCAUAAACAUAAUAUUACAUUGUAAACAUGUAGGUAGUUAUUUUUUUUUUAAUGGAUCCUAUUGUAUACUCUGAAAAACCUGAUUUUGUUAAUGAAUAUUUUAACAACAUACUCUUCUGGCAACAUACUAAUUGUAUUUGAUUUUAAUCACAUUUCACAUUUUUCAUGGAUCAACAAGAAGAACAAUUUCAAAAAACAAACGAUGUCGCAGCUUCCAAUCACUUGUUGAGCAAUGCACACAUGUCUAAUGGUCAUUCUUCUCAGAAGAAUCAAAAACCUGUAAUUAUUGAUACACGUGUGAUUAAACAUUAUGGCCGCAGGAUGAAAUUGAAUUGCAGGCAUGGGUAUAAUAUUUUAAUUCUCCAAAACGGAAAAGUAUCUAGUUCUGAUGAUGACAUAGAUAGUCAUUGUAUAAUGGAAUUCACAUCAAUGUCUCCUGGUCAUGUUCGUAUUAAAGGAGUUGAAGCAAAUUUGUUUUUAGCUAUGAAUAAAGAUGGACUUCUUUAUGGAGAGGCUGAUCCCAACAACAAUUCAACUAUUUUCAUUGAACAACCGGAGGGUCCUUACAGUGCAUACCUAUCUUUGAAAUAUCAACGAAAAAAAUGGUAUGUAGCUAUAAAAAAAAAUGGUAAAAUUAAAUUAGGCCCAACAACCAAAAGAGGACAACAUGCUACACAUUUUUUAACAAUUGUUGUAUAAUAUCGUACUACAUUCUUUAAUUUUUUUAAAAUACAAUUAUAAUAUUGUUAAAUAAAAUAUAUUAAUGUAUUUAACUAUUAUUUAUUUAAAUUUAUAUAUAUAUAUAUAUAAAACUAUGCUAUUGUGAACAGGUCUUGAUUAUUGUGUAAAGUAUGGAUUUGCAAAUAAUUGGCAUGUUUUUUUGCUGGACAGAAUAUAAUAUAUUAUAUUGUCAUUAAUUAGUAUUAAAUUUAUAACUCUUUUCUAAAAUUCAUAACAUUUACUUUUAAGUAAAGCUGUAUAUUGUUUAGCACACAAUACAGGUAUAUUGUUAUUUAUUUUGUAUUUUUAUAUUAUGAAAACAAUAUCAAUGCAUAAUACUUAUUUAAUGUGAAAUCGAAGCACUGUAAAGUCAAUGCAACAAAGGCUAGAAUAGUAUUAUACUGUUACUACUAUUAGUAUUAUUAAAUUAGACACUAGUCACUAUCUAUAUUUUGUUUUUUAAAAUUCUUUGUUAUAUAAUUAUAAUAAAUAAUUUUUCUAAAAGAA
Rhopalosiphum padi (bird cherry-oat aphid) is the source of this 1800-nucleotide messenger RNA. Its product is annotated as fibroblast growth factor 1-like. The transcript is spliced from 3 exons. Lineage: Eukaryota; Metazoa; Arthropoda; Insecta; Hemiptera; Aphididae. Gene Ontology annotation, biological process: cell differentiation; regulation of cell migration; positive regulation of protein phosphorylation. Gene Ontology annotation, molecular function: fibroblast growth factor receptor binding; growth factor activity. Bases 739 to 1272 code for a protein of 177 amino acids. Gene Ontology annotation, cellular component: cytoplasm. The record is from RefSeq and is a predicted model, not a curated record.